Aspergillus puulaauensis is the source of this 1548-nucleotide messenger RNA. Its product is annotated as hexose transporter protein. NCBI's taxonomy places the organism in Eukaryota, Fungi, Ascomycota, Eurotiomycetes, Eurotiales, Aspergillaceae. The transcript is spliced from 5 exons. Gene Ontology annotation, molecular function: carbohydrate:proton symporter activity. Gene Ontology annotation, biological process: transmembrane transport; carbohydrate transport. Bases 1 to 1548 code for a protein of 515 amino acids. Gene Ontology annotation, cellular component: membrane. The record is from RefSeq and is a predicted model, not a curated record.
AUGGGCUCCGACACGUUCGAGCUUGCGGGGAGGCAGUUUCCGCGGGUGACCUGGUGGAAGAAUCCAGGCAUGCGAAAGACCUAUAUCUGCCUCAUGUUUGUUGUCUUGACCUCGGCUACAAAUGGAUACGACGGCUCAAUGAUGAACGGCUUGCAGACCUUGAAACCGUGGCAAGAGUACUUCAAUCACCCCAGCGGAUCGCUUCUGGGAAUCCUGAACGCCAUCAUGUCCCUGGGGUCCAUUGCAGCCCUUCCCGUUGUACCGUAUGCUGCUGAUCUACUGGGUCGUCGGAUGGGAAUAUUGAUUGGAUGCGCGGUUAUGCUCCUAGGAGUUGUCCUGGGGAGCAUCAGUAUCAACUUCGGAAUGCUUCUAGCAAGUCGCUUCUUUAUCGGGUUCGGCGUCGCCAUCGCCCAUGGGGCGUCUCCUUUGUUGGUUACAGAGCUGGUCCACACUCAGCACCGUGCGGUGUUCACUACCAUUUACAACACAACGUGGUACCUGGGUGCCAUUGUCGCCGCAUGGCUCACCUUUGGCACGAAUAACAUCCAAAACAACUGGUCGUGGAGAACGCCGACCAUUGUGCAGGCUGCGCCCUCUGUGCUACAGGUAUUCUUCGUCUGGUUCGUCCCAGAGUCUCCGCGCUUCCUUAUGUACAAGGGGAAACCCGAGGCGGCCCUCAAGGUCCUGGCUGACUGCCACGCAAACGGCGACCAACACGACGAGGUGAUUCAACUGCAAAUGCAGGAGAUCCAGGAGACACUUCGGCUAGAGAAAGAGUUUGAGAGCAAUUCCUGGCUGGAGCUGUUCCGAACCAAGGGCAAUCGCCAUCGCAUGAUUAUUUUAAUCUCCGCCGGCUUCUUCUCGCAGUGGUCUGGCAACGGGCUGGUCUCGUACUAUAUCGUCAAGAUCCUGACGAACAUUGGCUACACCGACCCGGUCGAGCAGAACUUGAUCAACGGCUGCCUCCAGAUCAUGAAUUUCAUUGUCGCCUUUGCAAUGUGUUUCUUCGUGGAGAAGAUCGGGCGGCGCAAGCUCUUCCUGAUCUCGACCGCUGGCAUGCUGGUGGCGUUUAUUGUGUGGACGAUCUGCUCUGCUCGAUACGACACGCAGCACAACACGGCGGCCGCAAACGCCGUCAUCGCUAUGAUCUACCUCUACUAUCUCUUCUACAACAUUGCCUGGUCCGGCCUGCUCGUUAGUUACACGGUGGAGAUCUUGCCCUACACUCUUCGCGCCAAGGGCAUGACUGUGAUGUGGUUCUGCAUUGACGCUGCUCUGGCCUUUAACCAAUACGUCAAUCCUGUUGCAAUCGACAGCCUCGGCUGGAAAUACUAUAUCUUCUACUGUGUAUGGCUUGGUGUGGAGCUCACCGUCGUAUGGUUCUACUACAUCGAGACGCGCAACACCCCGCUCGAGGAGAUUGCGAAGUAUUUCGACGGCGACAAUGCAAUGGUUGGGGGUGCAGCAGGCACGGAGAAAGCACGGGAGCUAUCUUCCGCGAUCCACGUUGAGGAGACUGUCGUGGAGACCAACGUACAGAAAGCAUGA